Molecule: messenger RNA, 1182 nt
Organism: Anopheles aquasalis
Lineage: Eukaryota; Metazoa; Arthropoda; Insecta; Diptera; Culicidae
Product: phenoloxidase-activating factor 1-like
Biological process (GO): proteolysis
Molecular function (GO): serine-type endopeptidase activity
Source: RefSeq, a predicted model, not a curated record
AGAAGAACGAUGCGUUUGUGCUAUGGUUUAUGUGUGGUAAUCGGUGCAUUGGCGCUUGUUAAGGCAACGUGGGGACAGAACGCGAAAUGUUUGGCAUCAGGUGGCACUGAAAGGUCCUGCGUUCCCGUGGAGCAAUGCUCAACGAUCAAGGCAUUAUUAGAUAGCCCUUUUUUAACGCAACAGGAUGUGAAUAUUGUACGUGCUGCGCAAUUUGCUUGCGUAGGUGAAAAUACCAGAAACGUUUGCUGCGCCAGCCACGACAUCAUUGAAAGCACAACCGGUAAGAGAGUGGUAAGAGCUGCAAAAAAGAUUUCACCCGAUUGCCUUCAAGACAGACUUGGCGAAGGUCACGGGCACAACGGAUCGUAUCCCUCUGAAUCAUUUUUCAUCGUGUACAUUCGCCAUGGCGUUCUCAACGCCAACAAAUCAGUGCAGUAUGGCCAAUGUGGAGGCAGUUUGAUAAGCUCGCAGUAUGUGCUCACAGCGGCACAUUGCGUGAAGGAUAAGGGAUUAUUUGAUGUUUACAUCGGUGCCACUAAUCUGAACUACACUCAUCCCGAUGGAACAUAUCCUGAUGGUUUGUAUCAGGAGUUGGGCAGAGAUGAUGCCAUCGUCCACGAGGGGUACAAUGAGAAAAUGAAUGUACACGAUAUUGCGUUGCUACGACUGAGAGAGCCAGUGGACUUCUCGUUGCCAAACUCUCCGAAGCCCGUCUGUAUUCCGUCAGCAGAACACUACGAAUCGUAUCUAUCGGAAUAUCCAGUACUGGUUACCUACGGUUGGGGAGAAAAUAUUAAAGGAGUUCAAAGUGUAAUUAAGCAGACUGCCUACCUACAGUACCUACCAUUGCAGUACUGCAAGCCUAUGAUGAAGGCAGUGAUAUCGUUGCAUGGUUUUGUGCUCGACGAAGGCAAUCUCUGUACACGCACCAUUUCGGGCCACAGCUCCUUUAAAGGAUACUCUGGUUCACCGCUAAUGUAUCGUCAAAACCAAGUUUGGUUCAUGGUGGCAUUGGCUAGUUUUGGAAUCUCGCAUUAUGGUGAGGCGUCUAACAAUUACCCGGCAGUCGCCACAUCCAUCGCCCAUCACGGAGAUUGGAUUAUAGGAAAAAUUAAACACUCCCAGCGCGGAUUGUAACAUUCACAUCCUACAUGAAACAUCAAUAAAUAAAUGAAACAUCAU